UUGUGAACUCGGUCGGCACGCGCCGGACGGCUCUGCGGUUUUCUCGUCGGACCGUUUGAGAAUUCAAAUAGCGUCGUUCAGGAUGACGGCGGACGGAACCACGAUCAAGAGCCGGAUUAAAAACCUCCUCCGGUCCCCGUCCAUCAAGCUGAGGAGAGGCAAACCGGCCAACAACAAAGAGACCCUCGGCAGUAAGGUGACCUUGGAGAAAGUUCUGGGUAUCACGUCGCCGGGGAACCGAGCUCUUGCCUGUGACCCCCGAACUGGACUGGUGGCCUACCCUGCAGGGUGUGUGGUCGUUCUGCUGAAUCCUCGCAAGAACAAACAGCAUCACAUCGUCAACCAUGCCAGGAAAACCAUCACCACUUUGGCCUUCUCUCCAGAUGGGAAAUAUGUGGUCACAGGAGAGAGCGGCCACAUGCCUGCGGUUCGUGUGUGGGACGUGGUGGGCUGCAGGCAGGUUGUGGAGUUACAGGAACAUAAGUACGGCGUGGCAUGUGUGGCGUUCUCUCCCAACAGUAAAUACAUUGUCAGUGUGGGUUACCAGCAUGACAUGAUCGUCAACGUCUGGAACUGGAAGAAAAACGUGGUGGUUGCAGCCAAUAAGGUGUCCAGUAAAGUCAUGGCCGUCUCCUUUUCUGACGACAGCUCCUACUUUGUUACCGCUGGGAACCGUCAUGUCAAAUUCUGGUACCUGGAACACAACAAGUCCUCCAAGGUUAACGCUACUGUGCCACUGCUGGGGCGGGCGGGGCUUCUGGGGGAGCUUAGGAACAACUUCUUUAGCGAUGUGGCAUGUGGCAGGGGCCGGCAGGCCUCCUCCACCUUCUGCAUCACCUCCUCCGGCCUCCUCUGCGAGUUCAACGACCGCCGCCUCCUGGACAAGUGGGUGGAGCUACGGAAACUGGACUCUAUCACAACGUCUCAGGCCACCUGUCUGUCUGUAUCGGAGGAGUUGAUCUUCUGUGGUUGUGCUGACGGGACGGUGCGAGCCUUCAGCCCCAUCAACCUGCACUUCCUGUGUACUUUGCCCCGCCCACACUGCCUGGGCGCCGACAUCGCCAGCCUGGUAGACGCCAGUCAUCUGUUCUCCUGCAGGACAGAGGGUCGUUAUCCGGACACUGUGGCAGUGACCUAUGACCCUGCCAGCCGCUGGUUGUCGUGUGUUUAUAACGAUCAUAGUCUGUAUGUAUGGGAUGUCCGUGACUUGCGGCGGCCUGGCAAAGUCUACUCCGCCCUCUACCAUGCCACCUGCGUCUGGAGUCUGGAGAUGUACCCAGAGAGGGACAGGGCAGAAGUGGGAGGAGGGGGGGUGCAGGCGUGGCUCCCCCCGGGCUCCUUCCUGUCAUGCUCCUCAGACAACACCAUCAGACUCUGGAACAUUGAUGGCCUCAACACCGUCCCCUGCAGGAAUAUAAUCAGCCAGGACCUCCAGAAGAUCAUCUACAUGGACGACAACGUCGGCGGCCUGCUGGACAACGAGUGCGUUACCACGGGCAACCCUGAGAAGGCGGUCUCUGGGUCAGAGGCUCAGACGUCUGAGAUGAGAAUGGGCAUCAGGACCAUGUGUGUUAGUCCAGACGGACAGCACCUGGCGUCUGGAGACCGCAUGGGAGUCCUCAGGGUCCAUGACCUGGAGAGUAUGGAGGAGAUUCUUAAUGUCCAGGCCCACGACUCAGAGAUCCUCUGUCUGGAAUUCUCCACACCUGAUACAGGUCUGAACUUGUUGGCUACGGCGAGUCGUGACCGUCUGAUUCACGUGCUGGAUGCUGGGAAGGAGUACAGCCUCCUACAGACACUGGACGAACACUCCUCCUCCAUCACGUCCGUACGAUUCGCUGCCAAUGAGGGCAAAGUCAGGAUGAUCAGCUGUGGAGCAGAUAAGAGCAUCUACUUCCGCACUGCCCAGAAGACAGAGGAGGGGAUGGAGUUCACCAGGACGCACCACGUGGUGAGGAAGACCACGCUGUAUGACAUGGACAUCGACCAAACCAGGAAGUAUGCUGCUAUUGGCUGUCAGGACCGCAGCAUCAGGAUCUUUAACAUCAGUAAUGGGAAGCAGAAGAAGUUAUAUAAAGGCUCUCAGGGGGAGGACGGGACCCUCAUCAAAGUCCAGACGGACCCCUCAGGGCUCUACAUCGCCACCAGCUGUUCAGAUAAAAACAUCAGUAUCUUUGACUUCUACUCAGGGGAGUGUGUGGCCACCAUGCACGGACACUCAGAGAUUGUAACUGGGAUGAAAUUCACCAAUGACUGUAAGCAUCUCAUCACCGUCUCUGGAGACAGCUGUAUAUUUGUCUGGCGUCUAAGUCCAGAGUUGACCAUCAGUAUGCGACAGCGUCUCUCUGACCUCCGACCACAGACAACACCACCACACAGAUCUGGCAACCGCAGUGGCAGGAGGGAGGUGCACAGCUCUCCUCCCAUCAUCACCAUGUCAUCUGACAGCGAUAAGGAGGCAGAAGAAGAGGAGGAGGGGGAGGAGCCUCUCUGCCCAUAUAUGGUCUCAGGGGGAAGUCAGGGGGAGGAGUCAGACAUGUUGGAUCAGAAGAACAUCUCGCUCAACACCCAGCUCAGCAGAGAGGUCAGAAAGGAGGUCUCGGCGGGUCCACAUCCCCCCCGCCGGCGCUGGUCCAGACGGACUGGGAGUGAAGACGGGGUUUUGAUGGUCAAAUCAAUGUUGGACCUCCGCCAGCUGGAGUCCUACUCCCACACGAGCCAGAAGCAGAGCCAGGACCAGAACCAAGAGGCAGAGCAAGAGGAGGAGCCAGUCCUGGUGGAGGACCGGAAUGCCAGGAAUUCCCCCUGCAGCCCGAGGAGGCGGAGCCAGGGAAGAGAGGUGGAGCUUUGCAGGCCCAGCCAGGAGCUGGGUAGCACUGUCAGCCUACAGGUGGCCUCUGCAUGGACUAAAGACAGUGAAGUGUCGACCAAUCAGAGACCAGAUUUCAUCCUCCUCUCUCCUCAGACUCUGGAUGGGGUGGGGGCUGUCCUGUACCCAGAAAGGUGGGAGGACCAGGUCAGCCUGGCUGGCAGUGAGUUCCAGGUGAAGGAGGCUCCCCGGGGCCCCGGGGUCCGCUGUGGGAGGGUACGGGCCUGCCAGGACAAACACAGCCCAGACAGCGCCUGUUCCCUGGGCUAUUGCUCCUCCAGUCACCUGUCCAGCCCUGACAGACAGCCUGGAGAGGACUCAGAGCCCAUAGAGCUGCUCAGCAUAGAUGGAAACUCCUCCGAGCUGGAGGAGGAAGAGGAGGAGGAAGAGGGGGGGGAAGGAGGAGGCGGUGAAAGGAGAAAGGAGGACCAGAAGAGCUCAGACCAGGAGGCCUUCCUCAGACAACACUUUGUGACCCUGGCUGACCUCGCAGGCUCAGGAAGCCUUGGCAAAUCUUCUCAGGGAUCCAGUGAGAACAUCAGCAUCUCCUCGAUGUUUCUCUCUCAGGCUUCCACCAGCAGGACUGUCUUUCCAUUCCCCUCUAAGCCCAGUGGUGCAGCAGCAGGAGGGGGAGGAGGCGGUGGUGGGGAGGUGAAGGGCCGACCGCCAGUUUCGGAGGUCCGACCCCUGAUGGAUCAGAACCAGCCCAGGACCCAAGAGAGGAAACUCUCCUGGAACCAGGACGGAAUCCCACCUUCUCCUUCUCCUUCUCCUCCUCCUCAGAAUCAGAGCCAGGCUGUUGAGGAGUGCGCCGCUCAUGGCAGGCAAGAGAUCGAGGCUCAUUCAGAGAAGAGCUCCUCGACUGCCCGGCCGUCCCCACUGAGGAGGAAGGUGCAGGGGGUCGUGGAGUCCAGGAGGACCACAGGGGCAACGGCCCGUGCCAUUGCCUCCCACCUCAACUGCUCCGGCCUUCGCAAGGCCCAGUCUGUCCACAGCCUGCUCCCCGACGGAGCUGACCAGCCUGUCCCUCGGCCAUCCAGAGAGGUUACCCCCCUCCCCCAGCCCCUGCCCCAGCGCCCCACCACCCUGCCCUCCACCCCCAGACGGUCCCUCGCCACAGCGACCCCACAUCUUUCCAACCCCGCUUCCCCCAGGUCUCCUAGCAGUGCCACUGCCGGGGGCGUAACCGCAGCAACGACAGCCUCGGUUACACCCCGGAAAUCACCCUGCACUCGCUCCUACAUGAGUCCCACUACCAGCUCCAUGGCCAAGAUGUCCCGCUCCGUCUCCCUGGGUGACAGCCUCAAUGUCCCCGAUGAUCCCCAGGAUGCAGAGGGGGCAGAGGACUGCCAGAUCUCCGAUGGGACGUCAUCAACGGUGUCGUUGGGAGCAGCGCCGGCUAUGUCCUCCCAAGGCAGAGCCCCUCCCUCUCCCUCUUCGACCACACCCCUGAACACUCCCAUGCAUGCUGCUGUCAUUCCUACCCUCAUCUCUGGCUCCUCCUCCUCCUCUGUUGGUAGCCAUGGGAACCAGACGGCACCUCCCCUCCGGGGCCUGCAGGUGAGGCUGAGCAGCAGCACACGCCCCCAGCUCAGCAUGGACAUCAGCCGGCCCCUCCCCGAUAAACCCUUCUGCCCUUCCUCCCCCCGCCCGCCCCCCAUCAGCGCCCGCCCGCUGCAGAGCCAGCAGACCCCAAACCCGCCUCCAAGCAUUCCGCCACAGAGCGCCGCCCCAGAGCACCAGACCGCUGACAUACUUGGUCCCACCGCAGAGCUGUGUGUCCAGGGCCAGAGCCCCCUGGUGGAGAGGAGACCCAAGGAGGAGCAGGAUGAGGAGCAAGGAGACAACUCAGAUGUGUCUUUGAGUUUGGAGUCUUGCAAAGCGGUCGCUGGGGAAUUCCAGAGCUCCUUCAGGAAGGCAACACAACUUUACAGUCUGUUAAACAGCCCCUCCCCUGGCUCCUCCCCCGAGCAGCAGGAGAUGGCCAGGCUCCUAUCGGAGGUUUUCCACAUCGUGAAGGUGGAGCUGAACUCGCUGCCGCUCUCUGAACCAGACUGUCAGGCUGCGAAGCCCGCAGGCCCACCGUGCAUGCUGGGUAACGGAGUCAGCCGAGGAGGUGCAGGAGAGGAGAGGACCCUGGCUCUCCUAGAGGAGUACUCCCAGCUCCUCCUGCAGGCGGUGGAGAAAAGACUGGACCACAAACUCUCCUAG
Molecule: messenger RNA, 5080 nt
Organism: Lampris incognitus (smalleye Pacific opah)
Lineage: Eukaryota; Metazoa; Chordata; Actinopteri; Lampriformes; Lampridae
Gene: mapkbp1
Product: mitogen-activated protein kinase binding protein 1
Exons: 32
Coding region: 83-5080 (1665 amino acids)
Molecular function (GO): protein binding
Source: RefSeq, a predicted model, not a curated record